Parathielavia appendiculata is the source of this 1986-nucleotide messenger RNA. Its product is annotated as citrate synthase. Gene Ontology annotation, cellular component: cytosol. Bases 1 to 1986 code for a protein of 661 amino acids. Gene Ontology annotation, molecular function: ATP citrate synthase activity. Lineage: Eukaryota; Fungi; Ascomycota; Sordariomycetes; Sordariales; Chaetomiaceae. Gene Ontology annotation, biological process: tricarboxylic acid cycle; fatty acid biosynthetic process; acetyl-CoA biosynthetic process. The record is from RefSeq and is a predicted model, not a curated record. The transcript has 2 exons.
AUGGCAGCCAACGGCAGCAAUGGUGCCUCGGCGACGGGUGGCCUGUCUGCUAACGACAACAUCCGCCGGUUCGCCGCGCCAAGCCGGCCGAUGAGCCCGCUCCCCGCGCAUGCUCUCUUCAACGACAAGACAAGAUGCUUUGUCUACGGUCUCCAGCCCCGUGCCGUGCAGGGCAUGCUCGACUUCGACUUCAUCUGCAAGCGUAAGACGCCGUCAGUUGCGGGCAUCAUCUACACAUUUGGCGGUCAGUUCGUGAGCAAGAUGUACUGGGGCACCAGCGAGACGCUGCUCCCCGUGUACCAGCAGGUGGAGAAGGCCAUGGCCAAGCACCCUGACGUCGACGUCGUGGUCAACUUCGCUUCGUCUCGCAGCGUCUACAGCUCGACGAUGGAGCUCAUGGAGUACCCCCAGAUCAAGACAAUUGCCAUUAUUGCCGAGGGUGUUCCAGAACGCCGGGCCCGUGAGAUCGCACAUGUUGCUCAGAAGAAGGGUGUCACGAUUAUUGGCCCCGCCACCGUUGGCGGCAUCAAACCCGGCUCCUUCAAGAUUGGCAACACCGGCGGCAUGAUGGACAACAUUGUGGCCUCCAAGCUGUACCGCAAGGGCUCGGUUGGCUACGUCUCCAAGUCCGGCGGCAUGUCCAACGAGCUGAACAACAUCAUCUCGCAGACGACAGACGGCGUGUAUGAAGGUGUCGCCAUUGGUGGUGACCGGUACCCCGGCACCACCUUCAUCGACCAUCUCCUGCGCUACCAGGCGGAUCCUGACUGCAAGAUUCUCCUGCUUCUCGGCGAGGUUGGUGGUGUUGAGGAGUACAAGGUGAUUGAAGCCGUGAAGCAGGGCAUCAUCACCAAGCCCAUUGUCGCGUGGGCCAUUGGUACGUGCGCGAGCAUGUUCAAGACGGAGGUGCAGUUCGGCCAUGCUGGCUCUUUUGCCAACUCGCAGCUUGAGACGGCCGCCAUGAAGAACAAGAGCAUGAAGGAAGCUGGCUUCUACGUCCCGGACACAUUUGAGGACCUGCCGGAUCUCCUCAAGUCUCUGUACGACAAGCUGGUGAAGGAGGGCACCAUCAAGCCGCAACCUGAACCCGUCGUCCCGAAGAUUCCCAUUGACUACUCGUGGGCUCAAGAGCUCGGUCUCAUCCGCAAGCCCGCUGCGUUCAUCUCGACCAUUUCGGAUGACCGUGGCCAGGAACUUCUCUAUGCUGGCAUGCCCAUCUCAGAUGUGUUCAAGGAGGACAUUGGCAUCGGCGGUGUCAUGUCUCUGCUGUGGUUCCGCCGCCGCCUGCCCGACUAUGCAUCCAAAUUCCUCGAGAUGGUUCUCAUGCUCACUGCCGAUCACGGCCCGGCUGUGUCUGGCGCCAUGAACACCAUCAUCACCACGCGUGCCGGGAAGGACCUCAUCUCUGCGCUGGUGAGCGGUCUGCUGACUAUUGGUUCGCGGUUCGGCGGUGCCCUGGACGGCGCUGCCGAGGAGUUCACCAAGGCUUUCGACAAGGGCCUCAGCCCGCGCGAGUUCGUCGACUCGAUGCGCAAGCAGAACAAGCUGAUCCCGGGUAUCGGCCACCGCGUCAAGUCGCGGAACAACCCUGACCUGCGUGUGGAGCUGGUCAAGGAGUAUGUCAAGGCCAAGUUCCCCAGCUGCAAGAUGCUCGACUAUGCGCUGGCCGUCGAGACGGUGACCACGUCCAAGAAGGACAACCUAAUUCUGAACGUGGAUGGCUGCAUUGCCGUGUGCUUCGUCGACCUGCUGCGGAACUGCGGCGCCUUCAGCACGGAGGAGGCGGAGGAUUACCUCAGCAUGGGCGUGCUCAACGGCCUCUUCGUGCUCGGCCGCAGCAUCGGUCUGAUUGCGCACUACCUCGAUCAGAAGCGGCUGCGCACCGGCCUGUACCGUCACCCGUGGGAUGACAUUACGUACAUCUUGCCGAGCAUGCAGCAGGGCGGGGCGCCGGGCAAUGAAGGCCGUGUGGAGGUGCAAAUGUAA